AAACAUGUAGAGCUCACGGUGAGCCGACAGCACCGCCCCGCUCCUGGAGAACACUUUUCGGACCCUGGAUGUUUUUGGCAGGCUUGCAGGUACGAUCUUAUAUCCUUUAGAGUGCAGAUGACAUUACAGUGCAUUGAUCUGAUCGUGUGGUUGGGAAAUAAUAGCAGGACACAGCUGAGGUCAGUGUCAGAAGUCUGCCACUGUUGUUGAGGAACGUUCAAAAACGUAAGUACAAAUCUACCUGCAGCAACUUGGAUUAAUAAUUUGACGUGGAAAGUUGAUAGCACUGUCGCCUCACAGCAAGACGGUCCUGGGUUCAACCUUCUUGCUGUGACAGAUCUCAGACAGAUCUCAUCCUAUUUUUAUUUAAUUUUAUUUCUUAUAUUAUUCUACCAAAGACUUAAAAGACAUAAAAGUAAUGAACUGGUGCAGGGUUAGGGUUAGCUCGGGCCCUCAUCUAAAAGCUCGGGCCCAGGUAACCUGACUGCACAUCUUUGGACUGUGGGUGGAAACCGGAGCACCUGGAGGAAACCCACGCGGACACGGGGAGAACAUGCAAACUCCACACAGAAAGAACUCAGACCACCCCACCUGGGGAUCAAACCCAGGACCUUCUUGCUGUGAGGCGACAGUGCUACCCACCGAGGCAUUUAGCAGAUGCUUUUAUCCAAAGCGACUUACACAGUACACAGUACUGUGACUCUACGUAUAUUGUCUAAGCAAUUGAGGGUUAAGGGUCUUGCUCAAGGGUCCAAUAGCCACAACCAGGCAGUGGUGGGGCUUGAAACAGCAACCUUUCGAUUACUAGUCCAUUACCCCCCCCCCCCCCCCAUGUCUACAUGUAGAUGCCUGACUGGCUGAUAGCACAGCUGAAGAUUUGAACCCUGAACCCUUUGUUUCCAUUCAAGUUCACCUCACCUGCAUGUUUUUGGACUGGAUGGAAACCGGAGCAAUUCAACCACAAAGACUCUCUUGCUUUCUCCUCUUGCUUUGUUUGCUAAAAUAAAGUCUAUGGAUAUUAAAUACUUGUUUUAAAUUAUGUACAUUAAAGGGCUUGUUUAAUACAAUACGAUUUUUUCCCUGUCCUGCAGGUAGCUGAAAGAUAAGAUGGAAUUGAAACUGUGGAGUUCCUGCCUCGUCCUUCUUUUACAAGCCUUCGUUUUGCCGAGCUGCCGCGGUGUGUCGGUGCGUUUCUCUAACCAGAACACCGUCUACGUGGUGAAAGGACAGAAUUUGUUCCUGGAGGCUGACAUCCAGUUGGUGGCAGGAGACUCCAUCACCAAGGUCACAUGGGAGCGCCAGCCAGAGGGCGAGAAGGAUUCUGGGAAAAGCAGAACAACGGUGGCCGAGUAUCCUGCUAAAACCCCGGGACAGCGAGCGACCGUGGAGAAGAACGGAUGCUUGUUAAAGCUGGUGAACUAUCAGAGCGCCGACAGCGGCGUGUAUACGAUAACAGUCACGGACCAGAGAGGAGGUCAAAGUUCAGCACGCCGCACCGUCCAUGAAUACGAGGCCGUGCACCAUGUGUCCGUCAUGGUGAACGUGUCUCACGACAUCCUGCACUGUACCGAGGCGUGGGGGACCGAGCCCGUCUUCAGGUGGCUGCACGAGCAGGAGGUGGUCACGGAGGACGUGGGACGGGUAUCGGCGGACGGUGCCUCUCUGUACCUGAAAUCGAAACUGUGCGGACACUUCACCUGUGUGGUGAGCAACAAGCUGGGCCACAGCUCAGAUACCUACACUGCCGAUCCAUGUAAAAGACAGAACAACGGUACGACUGUAAUUGUUGUGUGUCUCGUGCUACUGCUGCUGCUGGCUGGAGGUUUAGCCUUUCUGUUCUGGAGGAGGAGAAGUUUCAGUAACAGGAGACAGAGAUUUUGGAAUUCACACGAGGACGCCGUUUAACCUCGGGACUAAAACCCCAGACUGGACGACACAGUGAAGCUUGAACCAAACAUGGACCUAAAGCACCUUUUAUUAUUCAAAGAGAACUAUGCAAACAGGUGAUCACUGGCCAGGUGACAAAAUAAAGUACAAACUGCACUAAAAGUGUCCUGUUAAGAUGCUGGACCAUCACGAGUCACAUGAAGGCUUUGAUUCAUCAAGUCUGUUGAAUUGUUCUUUAGAGAUUUAAUUCUAUUUUUCUAAAAGAUCUUCCUUCAGCUGGUGGGUUCAUGAAGGCCAUGCUGGAGAACUUUGUCACAUCAGUUAGUGCACUGCAUAUGGAGCUGAUAUCAUCCCGGAAGAGACCACUCCCAGUAUGAAGGAUACAGAUGCUCCAUCCGCACUAGAUAAUCCUUAUUUGUGCUUUGUACAGUACAAUGAAGUUCAUUUUUCUACAGAGCACAGGGUCAGACUCAAGGGCUCAACAGUGGCUGCAUGGCAGAGCCAGGAUUCAAACCCACAACCUUCCAGUUGGUAACCCACAGCUCCACCCACUAGGCUACCUGGUGCCUGGUGUCCCAAAGCGUAUCAUAUUGAUUAGGUGAUUAGUAAGGAUCAGUCCGACUACUUAAGAUCGAUUUGCAUUAAUGCUUCUUACUGUAUGUAGGGGUCAUGGAUUCUGGCCUGUUCUGUCCUCUUGGUGUACGCCACAUGUCAUAAUACAUAAUUCCUCAUACAUCAUUUUCACCAUACAUCUAUUCCUUGCACCAUGUUGAUCCAGAACUGAUGUUCCAGUGACAGAGCGUUCUAGGAUGUUGUAUAAUCCAGUACUGCCUGUUCAGAAGCUUCAGCACCAGUUAUGUCCCUCUACUGGUUUAUUUCAGCGUCUCUGCACCCGUCACUACAGUAGGAUAUUUUGAAAGCACCCUGAAGAAGGAAGGAAGCUGAUGGUUCUGCAACUGCUUGAAGCUUUCAUAAGACUCGUGCACUGGUUCAUUAAUCAGGUGGAUUUUAUUUUGCCAGUUUGUGCUGGGUGUGUUUGCUUUCCAUUUUAAGAACGUUGUAAUUGGGUGUGUUCGAAAACCUAGGGAGCUGCCUUGCUGUUUUACUGCCUACACAGACAGCUGCCUCAGUAGAAAGGAUUCUAAUAAGUCACUUAUAAGGCAGGUUAUUUGAAUGCGCUGCUGGAAUGGGGUGGCACAGCGUGCUAGCAUGUCACCUAACAUCUCCCUUCGUGUACCAAAAACGGUUACAUUUGCUGACAAGCCCGAACUUGCAAAUAAAAACACUUGUGCAAGUUUAAAUCAAGUUAAAAAUCAAUAACAAUUUAUUUACGUUUAAAAAUAACUCGGUUCGUUUCCCCGCAAUGUCAGCCAUGUUUUUUUAUUUUUCUGUGAGAGAAGAGCUGCCGCACUGAAUGCUGGGAUUGCCUUGAUCACUAAGGAUGCUUCCGAUGCUCACUCGUUCUUGAGUCAAAAUAACAUUGAAAUUCUAAGAUGCCUCACUAGUGAGCAUAUUAAGGCAUCAAGGAUUUCGAACAGCCUCAUUCUUGGGAGCGCACGUAGGAUGACGUAAAAUGCUUCUAUGUAUGAGAGAGAGCUAGCUUUUUGAACACACCCUAUAUCUUGUGUGUCUCUUUGUUGUCUUAAAACAGGAAAUAAAUAUGAUUUUAUGUGUAUAUUAUUGGAAUAAAACAAAAUACUG
This is a messenger RNA of Trichomycterus rosablanca, 3588 nucleotides long. RefSeq lists its product as uncharacterized. The record is from RefSeq and is a predicted model, not a curated record. The coding region runs from base 1108 to 1905 and encodes 265 amino acids. The transcript is spliced from 5 exons. Lineage: Eukaryota; Metazoa; Chordata; Actinopteri; Siluriformes; Trichomycteridae.